CAUGCUCGGCCGACAGACCGCUGGGGUCUCGAGUCGCUGCAAUCUGUUGCGCCGCCGCCCGCGGAAGCGGGUAGAUCCGGGUCUCGUGGUUAAUAGUGACGUGGUCAGUCGCACCAAAACAGAGGAGGGGAGGAAGCCAGAGGCCAAGAGCAGCACCCGCAGCGUCCGGAAACUCCAGGCGGUCUUGCUUCCGAGCCUGGGUCCCGGCCCACAUCCUCCCCGCCCCGUCGGUUGUUGUCUGGGCGGGAAAGGAGAAGUGAGAGAAGACACGGGUUUGAAUUCCAUCUCUGCUGUGUGACUUGGGGGGGAAAAACAAGAAGCCUACUUUAAAAGAAGGUUGUUGUUAUGAAAAGUUGAUAUUUUGGCCAUUGCUGGGUAGUUCAAUUGGUUGGAGCAUCAUUCCCAUAUACCAAGAUUGUGGGUUCAAUCCCCAAUCAGGCCCCUAAAAUAGUGAACCAAUGCAUGCAUAAAUUUAAACAGACAAGUUAAAUCAAGCUGGGUAAUCAUGGCAGAAGGUGGAUUCGAUCCCUGUGAAUGUGUUUGCUCUCACGAGCAUGCGAUGAGAAGGCUGAUCAAUCUGUUGAGGCAGUCCCAGUCCUACUGCACAGACACAGAAUGUCUUCAGGAAUUACCAGGACCCUCUGGUGAUAAUGGCAUCAGUAUUACCAUGAUCUUGAUGGCUUGGAUGGUUGUUGCAGUGAUCUUGUUUCUACUGAGACCUCCUAAUCUGAGAGGAUCCAAUCUAUCUGGAAAGCCAGCCAGUCCUCAUAAUGGACAAGAUCCACCAGCCCCUCCUGUGGACUAAUUUUGUGACACGGGAAGUGAAAAUAGUUAACACCUUGCACGACCAAAUGAACGAAGAUGACCAGAGUACUCUUAACCCCAUUAGAACUGUUCUUCCUUUUGCAUCUGCAAUAUAGGAUGAUACUGUUUUUGUGAGCUUCUAGAAUUUUCACUUGCAAGCUUAUUUUUUGCUUCCUGUUUUAUUACCAUUCCUAUCCACAGUAUAUUUGAGUUAAUGAUUGUGUUUUUAAAAGUUACAUGGUUUUUGGUUAUCCAAAACUCAAACAUUCCACUCAUCUUAUGUGUAACUGUGAUCACAAUUUUGGUGAUGAUUUCUGUCCUGAUUGAAGGAAUUUGUGAUCUCUGCAUUUAAAUAUUUUAAAUAGUUUUGAUAGGCUUUAAAGUUGAUUUUUUCGUAGGGUAUUUAUAAAGUCAUUUAGGGUUGUCUGAGAUUAUAUGGAAGAAAAUUAGAACCAUACUGUUUUUCUACUUACCUUGGCAGUUUAUUUGUGGGUGGCAGUUCUUGGGACUGUGGCAGCCUUUGGAAUAUUUUACAAGUUACACCUGAAAUCUCUAUCAUCCACUACAACUGGCUUAUAUGACUAGAAAAGGAGAAGAAAUGAAAUAAUUGUUUACUAAGUUUUUUUAUCCCCAUAAAAUGUCUAAUAGUAAGAAAACUUUAAAUAAAAAUGAUUUAAAUAUGGUGGAUGACUUAUAGUCCAUUAUAUGACAUUUAAAGCCACUGUAUACUAAAUAGUUUUAUAAGGUUCAUGAAAGGAGGAAAAUAGUUAAUUCAUUUUGCCUUUGCCAGGUAUAAUCUAUACAGUAAUAAUUUAAUCAGUAAUUUAUUUUUAAAAUGGGUGCCUCAGAAAGCUUUCUUUCUGUUUAAAUACUUCCCAUAUUUAAAUGUUAAAUGAAACUCUUAACUCUACCUGUACUGGGGGCCUGUUUGCUUACUGACAUUUGAAUGCUAUUUACUUACUUAUUUUUUUCUUUGAAGAAAAGUAUGAGUAUUUUUUUUAUCCUUUUGACUUUUAAAAAAUAUUUGAUGAAUUCUUGAUUUAUUCCAAAAGGAGGGAAAUGAGAAACAAUCAAGGAUCUUUUUCCUACCCUAUAUAUCUCAUUCUUUUUUGGUAAUAGGAUGGAUUGGGGUGGAGAGGAGCAUUAAUAUAGGUGAAAUUUUCAACUGUAUAGAAAGUAAAAUGUUGCAUUGUUUCGGUCAGUUUGAAAGAAAAUGAUUACAAAUGGCAUAAAAAUAGUCUACAUAACCUACGUGGUCUAGAUUUUUUUCCUAGCAAGUGAUUUUACAGAUAAUUUAUUAGGGCUAGAAGAUAUUUUGCUAUCAGUGUAAGGAUUUUCCCUCUAGACCUGUCUAGCUUUUCACUGUAUCGACCUGAGAAAUUACUUGUAUGAAUUGAAUAAACUUCUCUAUGUCAUUUUACUGUUUAAUGGAGUCUCUGAUACAGUUGUGUGAUGCUCUUAAGAUAUUUUCCCCCUUUAUUUUAAUUAUAUUCUGGAUCAUAAACCUUGUAAGGAUUUAAUUUCAUUAUAUAAUCCAGUAUUGACUGCUUGCAUUUUCCCUGUGCACCUUGGCUUUCUGCUCAACUUCUUGAAAAAAUAUAACCUAUUCUUAAUUACUUGUGCUAAUCAGGGUAUUAUAACACAGGUAAGUCAAAUCCUGGAUAAAUAAGUACCAUGGAAUUAAGGUUUUUCCUCUUGCUGUGGCCUACUGGAAGCCUUCCCAGCUCUAUAGGUUUUAAAGUAUUUAAAGCAGAAAGGGCCAGAAUGACAUAAGAUGGAGCUAAAUGCCUAUAAACAUUCCUAUUUCUGCCCUUGCCCCCCAGAACUUGGAGAGCUUCCACAUAUAUCCGAAAGCCUGUUCUCUAAACUGCUAGAAAGACAAUAUCUGGUAGAGAUCCUGAUGUCUACCAGAUAUCGCUCACAAAUACGGCUCACAAAUAAUUGAGACCUGGCUUUGGUAGAAGACUUGGCUGUGACAAGGAAACAAUAUCUAGUGUUAGAAAGAGAACUGGAAAUCUGGAUUCUUAUUCCUGGUUCCUCAAUUUUGUCACAUACAUUUAAUUGACAUUACAUCUGGAAUACUAACCUUUUCCUAUAUGGAUCAUCUGUUUAGUAACAAAAGUUUUUAGUGGAGUAUUUAAUCUCUGUUUUUUUUGCUUGUAAAGUUUCUCUGUAACCCUGAAAAGAAUAGUGUACGACUGCAUAUAAAAUAUUCCUGUUAACCUAACUAGUAAUUUAUAUUCUUUUUAAUUCCCUAAGCUUCUACACUUGGCCUUUUUAUUGAGCACAUUCUUAUUCAUCACUCGGCUUGUAAACAUUAACCCAAACUAUGGCUACAAUUAAAUUUAAAUAAUCUGGAAAAAAAAAGAAAGAUAAAUCUUCACACUUCAAUUACUGUGGGUUCUUAAGCAUUCCACAAAUGCCAUUAAGAAUUUAUUUUGUUUUAGAGUCAUUUAAUGUUAUUUUACACAAAAUAAUGGUUUGUUUUUGUUUUUGUUUUGCUUUCCAUAUGGAAAAAGUUAACAUUGGAACUGUGUAUAAUAAAAGAUUUUAUCUUGUAUCUAUCCAAGCCCUAUCCCAUGAUCAGCAAGUCAUAUUUUAAACAACUUGCAGAGAUUUUCUGAAGUAACUAUUAAGUUCAGCUGUUCCAUAGUUACUUUAGUGUCUGUGAUAUGAUAGUGUCUAUGGAAUUACCAAAUUCUUAAUUUUCAAAGGAACCUUGGAAAUUUAUCUCUCUGAAUGAAAGUCUGUCACUCCAAAUGAACAUGUGCUCAAAUUUGACCAGCUCAGCCUAAGACACAGAACAACAACUUGAAGGAGAAAUGGAAGUUUACAGUUAGUGGGUUAAAUUUUUGUUGUUCAAGUAAUAGGUUUAGUUUUAACAUUAUAGUAUUAAAUGAAAAAAUCAUAUGUAUUUGUUACCAUGUCUGAUUACUUUGUUAAAAGGAAAAGUGGUCAUGUGCUAUACUAAAUGUUAAUUGCUGAUUUUAAAUGUUUAAUCAUGCCAAACAAAUCAUGUCUGUGCCAUCCAGGGUUUAUUGUAAUCUUUUACUGAGUACUUGGAUUGGGAUAAAGGGCUUGUACUAUGCACUUUUUAUUAAUGAAUAAAUAGAAAAUGUUAGUAACAUUCAAUGUUUUUUGUUUGGCUUUUCUGGGAAGAGAACCAAGUAUCCUGCUUAGUAAAAUGUUAACAUCCUUUAUUAAGCAAUUUCUUUCUAAGAUUUUUACCCCUCACUAAAGAUUUUCCUAAGACAGAACUUUUAAGUUAGAAGAAAAAUAUUUAUAUGAUAGUAGUAUGGGGUCUUACAAUUAACCCAGCAAGUACAAUUUUGUGGUUACAACAUAUAGAACAGAUGUAAAUCUAUUACCAGAGCCUACACCCCCAGUAGUUAAGGGUUAAGAUUCUUUGCCUUCAUUUUUAUCGAACAACCUUAAAAACAACCUUUACUCUGUUUUGUCUCACAUUGCACCUGUCAACAUCUUCCUUUCCCAGUUUCACUAGCAACAGCCUGUUGGAAGCUGAUGUCUCAAAGCUUCAAGCAUGAAUUUGUUAGCCAAUGCUAAAUCAGAAAAUACAAGGCUUAAGAAAAUCUUUUACUAAGUAAAGUAAUAUUGAAAAUUAUAGACUUGGGGUAGUGAACACCCAAUAUAUUAUACAGAUGAUGUAUUAUAGAAUUGUAUCCCUGAAACCUAUAUAAUUUUAUUAAUGAAUGUCACCCUAAUAAAUUCAGUUAAAAAAAAGAAAGAAAAUCCGUUUCUCUAUUGAAGAAUGGAUUAGGCUCAUAAUUUUCUCCCUCCACAAGAUCUAAGCUACUUUUUCACUGUCAGAAUAUUUUAGGAACUUAGCCACACAGGUGUAAACUGGCAACAGUUAAGGUUGAAUUCCUUGUGACCCUUCAUAUUAAUAAUUUUUUAUGCUAAUCUAUGAAAGCAUCAAAAAUAUUCAAAGGGUGUUUUUGUUGAAGAAACAUAGCUGAUAAUUUUAAAAACCACUUACUCAGUGCGCUGGCUGGUGUUGCUCAGUGUACUGAACGCUGGCCUGCAAACUAAUUUGAUUCCCAGUCAAGGCACAUACCUGGGUUGUGGGACAGGUCCCCAAGUGGGGACGUGUGAGAAGCAACCAAUCCAUGUGAUCUCUCACACAUCAAUAUUUUUCUCCCUCCCUUCCCCCCACAAUGAUCUAUAAAUAAAAUCUUUUUUUUAAAAAAUCACUUGCUCUGUAAUUUUCAUCCAGUUCUCAAACUUAUGUUUUCAUUUUAACGAUCUUCUUGUGUGCUAAAUGAAAAUAGUAUUGCCAAUAGGUUUUAGCCUUGGGGGAAAGAUGUGAAGGUACCUUUGUGUGAUCCCUGCUUAAUGUUAAGGUAAGCCAUUCAUUCAGAUUUAUAGCUAUUCUCAUAACUAAAAAUAUAUGCCAGAGGCUAUCGCAUAUCAUGUUAGCUUAUAGUGAUUCUCAAACACUCUGGUUUGGAA
Messenger RNA from Pteronotus mesoamericanus, 5274 nucleotides. RefSeq names its product small integral membrane protein 14 (gene SMIM14). The record is from RefSeq and is a predicted model, not a curated record. Lineage: Eukaryota; Metazoa; Chordata; Mammalia; Chiroptera; Mormoopidae. Bases 506 to 805 code for a protein of 99 amino acids. The transcript is spliced from 7 exons. Gene Ontology annotation, cellular component: endoplasmic reticulum.